Molecule: messenger RNA, 9531 nt
Organism: Acipenser ruthenus (sterlet)
Lineage: Eukaryota; Metazoa; Chordata; Actinopteri; Acipenseriformes; Acipenseridae
Product: pleckstrin homology domain-containing family A member 6-like
Exons: 20
Coding region: 4652-7375 (907 amino acids)
Source: RefSeq, a predicted model, not a curated record
AGUCAAGCUGGGGUCCUUGGGUGUGGGGUGAUGGUUGUAUAAUGGGGAGCAAUUACUGCUUCUUUCUGCCCUGAUACUACAACGCCUGCAAUGCUGUAAGCACUGUGCAUUCAGAUCUCCCCGGAGGGAUACUGGAAACAAGGGUAUCCCAAACCCUAUUCUCCUCCCUUUCGUAUGGUUUCUGUAAACCUCACCUUUGCUCUUGUGUCCAGGAGCACUGGCCCCUGGUGGCAGUUUUGGAUUAGAGAUGUGGUUAGAAGUUCUAGUAAGGUCAGUGGUAGAGUUUGUCAGCAGCGGUUUCCAGCAGAUGUCAGUUCAACUUGAUCUAGCAGAAAGAAAGCAAGCAGAGCCACUAUUUCAAGUGCACUAAAAUAAACCAUCACUCCACUGAGAGAUCUUACACCUCAGUAUUAGCCCAGUCCUUUCCAAAUUAUCUUAUAUGGCAAUGCAGUGGCACUACGAUGGUUCUGUACUGAGGGAAAAUGGCAGCACAAAGGCAUCUACACCAUUACCACAGCGGUGAUGUUUUCAGUCGUAUGACAGUGGAUGGAACCAGUUCAUCCAGGUAAAGCAAUGCAGUGCUGUAUCAGGACCUCCGAACACUGUUUGUUCCAGACCCACAGUGGCUGUGAACUGCUAACGGCUCUGCUCGGAUUUGGUUUAGAUAAUGGUAUAAUAUAGUAUAAACUCUUAGAGCACUAAAACAAAAAAAAAAACAUUGAGGGAGAGGGUUCAGUACUUCUAAAUAUUUUUUUUUUAUUUUUUAUUUUUAUUCUCUGAGCUCCCGCUGAUGUUAAACAGAAAGAACAGCUUGUAAAUUAUUAAGCAGACACUGCCGUCUUAAUGGGUACCACUCUGUUACUAUUUUUUGGAAGGAGUAUAAUUCAUGCAUCGCAGCUCAUACAUGAAUAAUGAGUUGUUUUCCUCCUGGAUAGCGGUACUGUUGCAGUCACAGCUCUGCACUGUGCACGGUGUGACUGCUCUAUCCCUUCCAGAUCCUGUUAACUCCUUCAAUCCCACUCCCUCUGCAGCCCGCAGGAAGAGCCGUGCCAUGGGGGCUUAUUUGUAGAUCGUUGAAUAACCUUGGCUGUUUGUCUACCGGCAUGGUGCAGCAUUUUUGUUUUUAUAACACAAAUGUUCUGGAGACAUCACAGCAUCUUUCUACUGUUAGGAUUCAACAAUAAUAGUGACAGUGAUUUAAUCAUUUUCAGAAAUACAAUUUCUCAUUCUCACUCUAAAGUCAUAUUAAAGUCAUUUUAGAUAUACGGUAUUUAUAGAAGACUUUUUUUUUUUUUUUGGCUAAUGCUGGGCAGCCCUGUUGUGUUCAUGUCUGUUAAAAGGUUCCACAUGACUAGCUGAAGUCGCUGGGGGGGGGGAAGUCAGUUAACUUUUUGCCUCAAGGGUGUCUUGUUGCUGGCACGCAUUACCUGACAACAUGUACCACAAACACAGCUGUCCACCAGCCAGAGUCAGCACACUGUCAUAUUGAUUACAAAAACUAAGAUGUACUUGUACAUUAACUCUAUUUACAACUAUUUACAUUACACCCAUCUUCAUUGUUGUUUAACUAACAGAAAUCCAAACUAAGAACCAUAUUUUCAAAGUGUUUCCUCCGUUCUUUAAUUAACUUAGUUACAAAAUGAGAUACAAAACCCAUUGGGAGUUUCAAGAUUAAUUGAACUCUGGAGUAUAUGCUUUGAAAAUAUGGCCCUAACUUGUAAAGAAAAAAACAAAAACAAAUUGAAAACUUGACAUAGGUCUACAUAGAUAUUUACCUAAACUUGUCAAUAGCAAGAGUUACACAAAAUAAAGUGGUCAAACCAUGAAAAAACAAGUAUUCAUUUGAGCUUUUUAAGUAGUAUUAUGUGGUUUCCAUUCCAUUUUGUAAUUGGAUUUUUAUUGUUUAAGAAGAACGAAAUGCACUGAUGGCAUAAUGGCAGUGCUGAGUAAAUAGCUUUAGGAAUGUAGCCCACAUUCAUUUGACAUGUUGAAUUGGACCCUCUCUGUGUGUCUUUCUCUGUCUCUCUGUUUCCUGGGUUAGAGUACAAUAGAUGGUUUGAAAACAAUAGCUGGUUUUAUUUUAAAAAGCAGCUCCACCCCUAUAAAAAAGACUGCGGUGUACCAUGGUGAAACUCCGGCAAAGUGGAGUGCAGUAUAGUGAUAGCAUGGGCAUGUGAAAGAACAGAGAAGUACACAAACCAUAGGUCAUUAUACAAGGGCACAACAUGAGCAUAUAAAUGAGAAAAGCACAUUGGCUGAAGAAAUAAUGAACUAAUUUAUCAGUCCCAGUUUCAUAUGGAUGGUCCUUUGGAUGAAACAAUACUGAUAAGAAUAUAAACCAGUUGUUAACUGAACAGCUUAUAAAUUUAAGGCAUGACCCGAAUGAUGGUCAUUUUUGGAAAACAAAUCAAGUGUGAGAAUGUGAGACAAGUGCAAAAGAAGACCCAUGCUUGAAUAGGCUUGCAACAGCUACAGAAGGAGGCAGGCAGGAUUAAAAUGAGAGCAGGAUAUUAUUACAUCACAGGCCUUAAGACAAAAUGACACUAGCUCAUGAGCAGAUUCAAAUCUACACAAAUACACAGUGCCAGGUGAUCUAACUGCAUACUAACUGCACUGCAUACCUCAUCCGUUUGUUUAUGAUCACUGGCUUGCACGUGACCUCUGGAGAAAGACACGACAGCCACAAGAAUAAGUAAAUGAACCAAUAAUGAGUCAUUAAAUUGGCGUGGAUAUUGGAGUUGCAACACUUCCCAGAACAGUGUUCUUUGAGCAGCCUGUGUCAUAUAAUUGCAUUUCCAAAUAUUUAGUUGUUUUUGACAAUUUUAUAAAGAUUUAUACAACAACAACAAAAAAAAACGUGCUAAUACAUGACACUUAAAUUCCUCCCUCGUUUGAAUGUCCCGAUCUGAAAAGUGUGUUUUGCUGAUUGACUAAAGUGUUUAAAUACAAAACAUGCUUUUUAAUAGCGUGCUUCUCUUUUCAAAGUAGUUCUUGUUUUAUCCAAUCAACUGGGCACUCUCAAAAAGGAUAAACUGAAUUGACUUUGAGAAGAUUCAGCUGGGUUUUGACUAGUUCUAACCACUUCUGCUGUUUUGGAAUUUUGAAUUGAAGGUUCAUUUGUCACGCCUACUGGACCAGUAAACCCGUGACCAGUUGCAGUUUACUGUGCGUGUCACUCCACACCUCUUCACGAAUACCUCCUGACCACUCUCCCCAUACUGUAGCUGUACAGUACACGUGACAUUUCAAUUGCAUACUGUAUCGCCUCAAAGCAAACCGGCAUAUCAUGUGAAAAUUUUCACUGUAGUUACACCACAGCACCUCAGCUGUUAAUUACCAUUAUUACGCAAAUAUGAUUUGAUUAUUCCGGGACAAUGGAAUUAAAAUGUCAAGAGCCCAGCAGUUUGAAACACUCUUGUAAGCUUAAUAGAUCCACCUGAGAUCCAGAUAACUGUCAAGUUCACCUGUUCCCAGGACUCGGGAAUGGAUCAAAAUUGCUGUGCAAUCUUCAGUUUUAAAUCACACGUGUGACUGAAGAUUUUUCUAUAGAUGGAUAUAUGUUAGUAUUAUCCGUAUCAAAACUGAACCAGAGCACUCUGUUUAGUGAUCGCUGGUUAGCAGUCGUAGUAAGAAUAGUAAUUUUUAGAAAUGAAUACUGCAAAUCCACUAAGGUGCAAAAUCUCGCUUUUGGCAAUGGAACUUGCCUGUAUCGGUCCAUCCUAUCUCAAAUACAUUGCUAAAGAGAUUUGCCCAUUCUUACAUGAUUAGUCUUCUAUCUUUAUAACCUUAAACAGUAGGUUGCAAAUUGUUUUAUAAGUUACAUAAAAUGUAUGAUUGUUAGAGUAUGCACUGUGUCUCCUGCCUGUGCUUUGUUGAAUAUAAAAUCUUCACAAAUUACACCUUAUCUCCCUGCUGAGUUAAUGUACUUCGGUGAAGUUUUCAGUUGUUAUUUAUUACACCUGUCAGUCCUUCUUGGCCUCUACUAAAAUAAAAAUAAAAUAAACAAGCUAACUGUGCCACCCUGUGGUUCGAAUUUGAGAUUACACUCAAAACAUUUGAGCAUAUUGGUUUUAUAUGUUUCUGCAGUGAGAUAAUGCUUGGAAAAUCAGGAAACACAAUAGCAUUUGGGACGAAAAAAAAAUUAAAAUCUUGUAUUAAAAAUGUAAAGUGUAACCAUGAGGAAAGUGUUGGAAAAAUGCUAAAUGACUGUGCUGAAUUGAGUACUAGUAGUUCCAGGAAAGGAACUGCAAUAUAUCAGCUGCGAUGCUGUCAGGAAAAUGACCUGAACUUGAACCAAAAAGAAAAUGUGCAAUGUGAAAAUUCCUGGUGAAAGAUUACCCAGGUGUCUGAGCCCUCGGCCACACUUCUCCUGCUAGCUGGGUGCUCUUCGUGUGCUCUUUGACUUUCAUUGCUCUCUCUUCUUUUCUGUCCACACCUGUUGUGCGAGGACCCCAUGGGCAGUCCUCCAGUGUGCCUGUCUGAAUUUCAAGAUGAGCUCCCCUUACUGUAGGCCUCGUGGUGCCGGGAGGCGGAGGGAUACGCCCACAGUAACGGGAGCUCCUCGCUUUGUCCGCAGGCUGAGCACGCCGGGGUCAGGACCUACUUCUUCAGUGCGGAGAGCCAGGAGGAGCAGGAGACCUGGAUCCGAGCGAUGAGUGAAGCUGCCCGGGUCCACAUCCAGCCGAUACAGAGAAACAACUCGGAGAACAUCCCCCCAGCGGUUGCCAAUAUGGUGAUUGUGGCAAAGGGGGCAGAGCCUCGGCAGCGAGGGGAGGGAGACGGUCGGGGAGCGGAGAUUCGAGAGUCCAGCAAGCAAGAGCUCAACGGGAUGAUCCCUGCAGAGGCCAUGACACCCCCCACACCCAGGUCCCCCAUGACCCCUGAACUUGAUGGCAGAGGGAAGGAGAGGGGAGAAAGGAGGCAGCGCCAGCCCAACGGGUGGGGGGGAUAUGGCCGACAUACCUCAGCCUUCCGGCCCCAGGCACCCCGGGACCCACGGGACUCCCGUGAGGCUGUUGUGCUGCGGAGAGGGUUUGUUCCACGCACACAGCCAGAAAGACAGGCACAAAGGAAGAGCUCCAUGACUCAGCUGCAGCAGUGGGUGAACCAGCGAAGGACUGCUCCGCCUCCAGAGGACCUGCGUAGUCCAACCCGUUACUACUCUGUGAGUCCUGGUACCCCGACAGAGUAUUAUGGGGUGUAUGGCCCCCAGUUUGUGAACGAGUAUGGGAUGUACCCACCAGGGGUGCGCCCAGACAGUAUCUGCUCAGAGUCUGGCUUCGAGGGGGUCCCUCCCCGCUGGGCCAUGGAGGAUAGGCGUCGAUCUCUGCGGGACGGAGCCAUGUACCCCCAGGAGCGUACACGGGAUGUGGGGGUCAGGGGAGGAUACGUCUGGGCAGCCCCUAACCCGGCCGCUAUGUCUCCUGCCCAGCACACUGCCUACUAUGCCCAGUUGCAGUCUGCACAGAGCUCCCUGCAUCGCCUCUCCCUGCAGCCUCGCUCACGCUCUGUGCCCCGCUCACCCUCCUCCUCUCAGGGUCCUUACCCCCCUGGCUCACGAGCCUUCUCCCCCGUGCGUUCCCCCAGCGCCCGCUUCGAGAGGGGCCCUGCUGGCCACCACAGAGACGGCCACAUAUACGCAGACCCAGCUGCUCACACCAUGAGGCGAUCCAUCAGCUCACCAAAGUACGAGUAUCCCCGGGACCGGAGGUCAAUACCCCAGGAAAUGUACCACUACAACUACCCCGCCUCCCCGUCUUUGCAGGACAAAAUGGAGGAUAUCCUAGACCUGCAGUUGCAGAGAAAUCUGGAAUACCUUGAUCAGCAGGUUUCUCCAUAUCACGAAGUCUACAGGGACGUGCUGCCAGCCUACAAGACCAAUGAAAUUGAUAUUGAUAAACUCCUGGGCCAGCUGUGUGAACAGAACCGGGUCCUAAAAGACAAGGAGGCGACCGUGCAGCGCCUGCGAGUUGACAAGGACAGUCUGGAAGGAGCUUUGGUCGCCACUCACCAGGAGCUGGACCUGUACCGAAAUCAGCCAAGCAUUGCGGACAAGCUGCAGAUCAAGAAAGAGGCUCUACAGAACCAGCUGAUCAACAUCCGUGGGGAGCUGUCACAGGCCUCCAGUGUUCUGGCGACGGCGCAGAUGGAAUUUGAGGUUCUGGAGGACGAGGUGGGGGCCGUGCACAGCGAUCUCUGGGAGCAGCUUCAUGCAGGAGGGCAGAACGAGCUCCUUCACAGACACACACAGAAGGAGUUCUGGAGGAUCCAGGAUGUGCUGGAGGGUCUACACAAAAACAACCCCUCCCGGGGGACUGACACCGCCAAGUACAGAGUGACCAGCGGGGCCUCUGGGUCCUUCAGCACUAACAGCCCGGCCAGCCCCCUCAGCUCCGUCAGCCUGACCAGCCCGUUGAGCCCCUUCUCUCCAGUCUCGGGGUCUCAGGUCUCCCCAACCAAGCAGGUCAUCAUCGAGUCGAAGUUCAGUUUCCGAUCAGAUACUCCGCCAGCAGAGAAAUCCAGCCCUGGAGAGUCGGAGCUGAACAAUCAGAACAAUGUGGGCGUUAUUCCUCCCUGGACCAAGUCUCCUGUCAAAGAGGAGACAAGCUCUCCGUCUCUCACCAACCGCAGAAGCGACAACAGCAAACUGCCCAAUGGACACAUCUCUCAGGAGCGCCCGAAGAGUGCAGUGUUCCCUGCAGAGGUGAAGAUGAAGAUGAGCGUGAAGGAGCAGAAUGAGAGGAUCAAGCGACACCAGAGCAGCUCAAUGCGUGAGAAGAGAAACAGCCUGCAGCUUUCUAAUAACCAACAGAUUGAUGGGGUCAAGCCUGCUGUCAACUACAGAGUGGUGCGGCGACGGCUGACCGCUCACGAGGUGGACAUCAAGGACCUGGAGGCGGCGGUACGAGGGCAGGGGAUGGAGUCCCCUCGGGAGGAGAUUGCUCGCCUGCGCCGGGUGGAGAUCGAACCCGAGCACUACAACGUGGACAUCAGCAGAGAGCUAUCGACGCCGGACAAAGUCCCGAUUCCAGAGCGAUACCUGGAUACUGACCCCGACCUGCCCCUCAGUCCAGAUGAAAUCCGUGAGAAGAAGAAGAAGGUGCAGCGCAUCAAGACCCUCAUCGCCAAGUCCAAUUUACAGAACAUCGUGCCUCUGCUGGACGGCCCAGCAGAUGGACAGGUGGACACAGAGCAGCAGCGGCAGGAGCAGGAGAAGCGGAUCGAGAUCUCGUGUGCUCUUGCUACCGAGGCGUCCCGACGCAGUCGCCUGCUCUCUGCUCAAUGCCUUACCCCCAGCCCUCCAACCUCCCCGACCAACCCGGACCCUCCCCCCAUUGCUGACCUCACUGACUCCUCCCACUUCAUGAAGGUCUAAGUCUGCACAGCUCAGGCCCUGGCUGCGGUGAAGUUCCACGGAUCAACAUUCUGAGCGCUUAAAGAUCGACAAAAAAAGAAGCAAAACUAAAAGAACGAACCCUUUUUCCAGAGAGUAUAUUUUUUCAUUCAUUUAUUUUACGGCUGUAUGAGAAUUAAAAAAAAAAUAAAAUAAAUCUUAAUACCUGGAAGCCCAGGAGACUUUGAACCCUAUAAACCAGGAAAAGGGGGGCACUGCUUGUCAUGCUGCCCCUCCACCACAAGGGGCACCAGAAUCAGCUGGUACAACUAUCCUGCUUUCUCUUUUGUCUCUUACCAUACAAGAAACCAGCCGGACUGGAGGGAUCUACAUCUGCUUUAGAAAUGGUUUACAGUUGGGAGUAAGACAUUUGGUUUGAGAACUUCAACACGUUCCUCCUGUUUUUCCGUGGAGAAAUUUGAAUGCACAAUUUGUUGUCCAAAACUUCUGAAGCAGUGGGAAAUGUUUCACGCAGACCCCAUCCUUAAAGUCUGGAAUCGCAUGUUGCAAUCUUAGCAUCAUCCAACUUCAAAGCUGAAUAUCUAGUGAGGUGUAAUGGGGCUCCCUGUGAAAGGUGCAGUACAGUCUGUCUCAUACUGGGAUGAAAAACUUUGGGGUCAACUAAACUCACCCAACAUCCCUAUGGACAUCUGACUGCACAAUAUCCUUCAUGUACUCUAGACCAGAAGGAAACUCAUGCUUUGGCUUUACUUUCUUGGUAAACAAGCUUUUCAAACAGGAUCGGUACAAACAGAACCAGUGUGCAAACUGCCCCUCAGUCCUUUUUAUACUGGUACCAGCCCACCAGCAGCCAUGGGUUCAGUCUCGUUGACUGGAACAUAAUGCAAUAUGCAGACUGUAGCAACUGCAUAAGCACAGACUGACCCUGUCCAUUCCAGCUUCAGUUGUCUGUGUGUGUGUGAGUCUCUGCGUGUGUAUGUUGGAGGGAAUUUGCUCAGUGCUCUUUUAUACACAUCUAGAUCUCUCAAGUCUAAGGCUUUCACGUUAAAUAGGGCUUGUUGCAAACUGUGAAUGUUUGUUGAUGUCCAUGCAGUACAUCCCAGCACUUUCUUUCGUACGUCUGUACUGAUAAAACUUAUACAGCUAUAAUAGAAUAUAAUUAUAUACGUAUCUUUUGCAUCAAAGCAGUCUUGCUGUUACACAGUGCACACAUUGCAGCGGUAACUAAUAAUAAUAAAAUACUAAAAUGAUGUUAUUGCUAAUUGUUAUAAAAGAAAUGGAGUGAAAAAGAAGUGACCUUAGAAUAUUAAGCUUGCUAGAUCAAAUGAUAAUUAUACCAAUGCCUGUUCUAUGCAUUGUUUUAUGUUGAUCAUUAAUGGUCUCUUGUGAUGUCAUUAGUUUUAUGUUAAUUCUGAGAUGGGUCAUCAGCUUACGUUCCAGGUACCUGAGUUGGUAGCUGGCCAGUGCUUUUGGCUGCUGUCUUGGGCUUCAUCUGCCUUUAUCCUUACAUUCAAAGACCUAUCGUCAAUGUAUAAGGAAGGACAAAAGAUGAAACUGCCACUUAACUCUGGCCGAAGCAUUUCCAUGACGCUACUCUCUCAAUUUUUACAGUCCUGUCAACUUGUCAGCAAAGAGCCUGACUAGAAAUAUUGUAAGUGGAACAAACAACUCAAGAUUCACAAACCCCCGAUUAGUGCAAACCAGCUGAUGUCACUGAUUUUAGUGCUGAAAUAAACCAUUCUGGUGCCAAAAAGUGGAUUAUUUAAAUAAAAGACGAUCUCUAAAAAUGAGAUAUUGCAACAGCACACACAUCCCCAUGCCUGUUGCGGACAGUAUAUCUGUGACCUGUGCAAUUAAGCUGUUGGCCUAUCCUAAAUCCAAAACCAUUCCUUUGAAAUCCAGGCAAAGCAAUUCUAAAACUCAGGCGUAGCUCCAGCGUUUUAACUGUUGGCUUUAAACUGCAUUCUCUGUUUCUGUUUCCCUUUCAGUGUCACAGCCUUUCUUUGUGCUGACUUGUCUACCUGUCACAUUGAAAAGAGCUGUCAUCUUAAAUUCCUGUGAAUAUAUUCAUUGUUUAUAGCUAACCUGAAGAUGUACGUAUUUAAAAGCAAAACAAAUUCCUUAUUAUCAUUUUUAUUUUUGAAGCAGUUUUAAUAAAUCCUGACAGCAAACCUUCA